GUUUUUUGUUUUUUGGUUUUUUUGUAACUUUUCUAUCCAACAAUAUUGAGCAGCCUUUGGAAUCAACUUUGAAUAAACAUGGUAAGAUUUCACAGGGAUGCUACAGUGUGUUCACCUCUUUUUCCAGGGGCUGGACUUAAAAGAUCUCUCCUAGUUCUUAACUUUGUCUACCCUGUAUCACUGCAUGCAAUGAGCCUGUAGCUCACAACAUUUGUUAUGACCUAUACAGUGUUAGAUUUUAUACAUAGUCUCCAGUGACAAGUGACUUAUCUUUUGAAAACAACAAGGUUCAAAGGGAAGAGUUUUUCAUGAUUGUGCUGAAAUAAUGAGGAUAGGAGUAGUAUCUGUGAUAUCUGUUAACCAGGGUCUUUUUUGUAUUAUUAUUUUUGACCACUAUAUCUAUGAUCACUGAAAAUAUGCGGGGACCUUUGAUUUCAAGCCCAUUUAUAAGACAUUACGCUCUUCAGACCUUGUUCUGUACUGAUUAGAGGUGUUGGGGUAAGCAGAUUAUGCUUAUGACUUUAAAGGUCAGAUUUUAUAAUCCCUUUAAUUCUCCAUCCUUUUGGUCAGAACAUUUAGUAGAGUACAAUCUAUUACAGAAAAACAUUUAUCAUGAAACAUGCAAUUUUGUAAACAUACACAAUUGAAAACUGAACGUGAUGGUGAGUCACAAUCCGUUUAUCUUCCUGAUAAAAAUGAUAUGAAUUCCCUGUAUUUAGUCUGAGGCCAGUGGAAUCCUAUUAUUCCUCAUUUGCUAGGGCUGUACUUGUAUUUAAGUGAGUUUAAACAGGGGAGUGGCAAGGGGUGUUACAUAUCCUUAUAGGUGAUUAGGGUUUAUAGCCAAAUUAUCUCCUGAAUUACAUUAGCUGAAAUCAAUGUAUUCUACUGGAUGAACAGAGUGUUCUGUGAAACCUUGGCAGAUAAAGCAUUAAUAAGUGUCAGAGCUGACUUGGUCAAUCGAAUGAUUUGCUGACGCUUCUUUUUACCACAAGCCUGCACUUACAAGUCCAGUGCCAAAGGUUCAGUAUAUAUAGCUGAAGACAGCAAAUAGAUGGUCUCUUUUUGAGCAGGGUUCUGACAAGCUGCCUUUCUCAUUAUUCCUCACUGGCAGCACUUUCAGGCAGCAACUUCAAACAUGGUAAAGCUGAAGCUGCCCAAUCCUGGCCUGGAGGACAGGAUACCUUCCCAUGCUGAACUUGAGGUCCUUGAGAAAGAAGAGGCAGACUCCAGACCAAAAUGGGACAACAAGGCGCAGUAUAUGCUGACGUGUGUGGGGUUCUGUGUGGGCUUAGGAAAUGUCUGGAGGUUCCCGUAUCUCUGUCAGAGCCAUGGAGGAGGAGCCUUCAUGAUCCCUUUCCUGAUUUUGCUAGUCCUGGAGGGUAUCCCCCUGCUUCAUCUUGAGUUUGCCAUUGGUCAAAGGCUGAGGAAAGGCAGUGUGGGCGUAUGGAGCUCUAUCCACCCUACCCUGAAAGGAGUUGGCAUAGCAUCAAUGUUUGUAUCUUUUCUGGUGGGCUUAUAUUAUAAUACCAUUAUUGCCUGUGUGAUGUGGUAUUUCUUCAACUCCUUCCAAGAGCCCCUGCCUUGGAAUAACUGUCCUCUCAAUGACAACAGAACAGAUUAUGUAGAAGAGUGUGCCAAGAGCUCUCCUGUAGAUUACUUCUGGUACAGAGAAACACUGAACAUCUCCACCUCCAUUGAGGAUUCCGGCAGUAUCCAGUGGUGGCUUUUGCUGUGUUUAACAUGUGCAUGGGGUGUGCUGUACGUGUGCACAAUCAGAGGCAUUGAAACAACAGGAAAGGCUGUGUAUGUGACAUCGACUCUCCCAUACGUGGUGCUUACCAUUUUCCUGAUCCGUGGAUUGACGCUGAAAGGAUCAACCAAUGGAAUUGUGUAUCUCUUCACCCCGAAUGUUACCGAGCUGGCGAACCCAGUGACGUGGCUGGAUGCAGGAGCUCAGGUGUUUUACUCCUUCUCCCUGGCCUUUGGAGGCCUCAUUUCAUUCUCCAGUUACAACUCUGUUCACAACAACUGUGAGAAAGAUGCUGUGAUCGUUUCAGUGAUCAACGGUUUCACAUCCAUCUACGCCGCCACCGUCAUAUACUCCAUCAUCGGGUUCAGAGCCACAGCAAGAUAUGAUGACUGUUUUGACAAAAAUAUUCUUACUCUGAUGAAUGCAUUUGAUUUGCCAGAAGGUAAUGUAACCCAAGAUAACUUUGAACAAAUGCAGCAGCUGUGCAACAUGACUGAUCCAGCAACUUUUGCAAGCCUCAAGUUUGAAACCUGUGAUCUGGAAACUUUCUUGAAUGAUGGAGCUGAAGGAACUGGCCUGGCCUUUAUUGUCUUCACUGAAGCUAUCACCAAAAUGCCUGUCUCACCUUUGUGGUCCAUUCUCUUCUUUAUCAUGCUCUUCUGCUUGGGUUUGUCAUCUAUGUUUGGGAAUAUGGAAGGUGUGCUUGUACCUUUACAAGAUCUCAAGAUUAUACCCCCCAGAGUGCCUAAGGAACUUAUUACUGGUCUCGUUUGUUUGGUGUGUUAUUUGAUAGCUUUCAUUUUUGUGCUGAAUUCUGGUAAUUACUGGCUGACUCUGUUUGAUGGUUUUGCUGGCUCCAUUCCCCUGCUGAUAAUUGCAUUUUGUGAGAUGUUUUCAGUCGUCUACAUUUAUGGAAUAGACAGGUUUAACAAGGAUAUUGAGUUCAUGAUUGGACACAAGCCCAACAUUUUUUGGCAGGUUACCUGGAGACUCAUCAGUCCUCUCAUUAUGUUAGUUAUCUUCUUCUUUUAUUUUGUGGUAAAAGUCAACCAAGAACUGCUCUACAGUGUUUGGGACCCUAGCUAUGAGGAGUUCCCCAAAACAGAGAAGGUUGAAUAUCCCCCCUGGGUGUACGCUGUCAUUGUAAUCCUCGCUGGAGUGCCCAGUUUGGCCAUCCCAACCUUUGCCAUCUACAAAGCCAUCAGGAACCACUGUCAGAAAAAAAAUGAUCGUGCUGGCCUUAUCGCUACAUCUGAGACUUCCAUUAAUGGAAACUUAAAGUAUUCAUCAUAAAACCAUUUUUUUUCAAAUAUGGAAGGAUGCUCUGUCAGUGAGGAAAGUAAAAAAAAAAAAAAUUUUUUCAAGAAUCUGGAUUUAAUUUUAUUUUCAUGACAAGAUAACAGUGUGUUGUUUCCAGGUAAACAUUUGCUUAACAAUGCUAUGCACUGUGAAGAGUUGAUGGCCUGGCUCCUGGAAGCAAAACAGUGACAUUGGCAAGUGAUUGGGGCACCCAGCCAAAUCAUUUGUCCUUUUCUGGUUCUGAAGCCAGCUUGCUGUAAGCUGGCUUCCAUCCCCUCCACCUGGGGAUGCUCUGUGCAUGAAAUGCCAUAAGUGACUCUUACAUGUGUAAUCAUUCUGGUUGGGUGGCCAACAUGAAGAGUAACUUAAUGCUGUCCUUUCUUGCACAUUAAAUUGUUUUUACUUUACAUGCCACUGUGUUGCA
Molecule: messenger RNA, 3473 nt
Organism: Prinia subflava (tawny-flanked prinia)
Lineage: Eukaryota; Metazoa; Chordata; Aves; Passeriformes; Cisticolidae
Product: sodium-dependent neutral amino acid transporter B(0)AT1-like
Exons: 12
Coding region: 1136-3043 (635 amino acids)
Biological process (GO): sodium ion transmembrane transport
Cellular component (GO): plasma membrane
Source: RefSeq, a predicted model, not a curated record